GUCUAGCACAGGCCCUGCUGGGGACUGAGGAGUGCAAGGUGGACAUCCUCUACUACCGCAAGGAUGCCUCCAGCUUCCGUUGCCUGGUGGAUGUGGUGCCCGUGAAGAACGAGGAUGGAGCCGUUAUUAUGUUCAUCCUCAACUUUGAGGAUCUGGCCGAGCUCCUGGCCAAGAGCGAGCGCCGCAGCCUGUCCCAGUGCCUGCUGUCCCAGGGCUUCCUGGGCUCCGAGGGCUCUCAUGGCAAGACAGGUGCACAAGGUCCUGGCACGGGCAGGGUCAAGUACAGGACCAUCAGCCAGAUUCCACAAUUCACACUCAACUUCGUGGAGUUCAACCUGGAGAAGCACCGCUCGGGCUCCACCACCGAGAUCGGGAUCAUCGCACCACACAAGGUGGUGGAGCGGACCCAGAACGUCACCGAGAAGGUCACCCAGGUUCUGUCCCUGGGUGCGGACGUGCUGCCAGAGUACAAGCUGCAGGCACCACGCAUCCACCGUGGGACCCUCCUGCACUACAGCCCCUUCAAGGCUGUGUGGGACUGGCUCAUCCUGCUGCUGGUCAUCUACACGGCCAUCUUCACGCCCUACUCAGCCGCCUUUCUGCUCAGCGACCAGGACGAAUCUCAACGCAUGGACUGCGGCUACACCUGCAGCCCACUCACCGUGGUGGACCUCAUCGUAGACAUCAUGUUCGUUGUGGACAUUGUCAUCAACUUCCGCACCACCUAUGUCAACACCAAUGACGAGGUGGUGAGCCACCCUCGCCACAUUGCCAUCCACUACUUCAAGGGCUGGUUCCUCAUUGACAUGGUGGCUGCCAUCCCAUUUGACCUUCUCAUUUUCCGCACCGGCUCUGACGAGACCACAACCCUGAUCGGGCUGCUGAAAACGGCGAGGCUGCUGCGGCUCGUGCGUGUGGCGCGGAAGCUGGACCGCUACUCUGAGUAUGGGGCAGCCGUGCUUUUCCUGCUCAUGUGCACCUUCGCGCUCAUUGCACACUGGCUGGCCUGCAUCUGGUACGCCAUUGGCAAUGUGGAGCGGCCCUACCUGGAGCCCAAGAUUGGCUGGCUGGACAGCCUGGGCGUGCAGCUUGGCAAGCGAUACAAUGGCAGUGACCCAGCCUCUGGUCCCUCAGUGCAGGACAAGUAUGUCACGGCCCUGUACUUCACCUUCAGCAGCCUGACCAGCGUGGGCUUCGGCAAUGUCUCCCCAAACACCAACUCUGAGAAGGUCUUCUCUAUCUGUGUCAUGCUCAUCGGCUCCCUCAUGUAUGCCAGCAUCUUUGGCAACGUGUCCGCCAUCAUCCAGCGUCUGUACUCCGGCACUGCGCGCUACCAUACGCAGAUGCUGCGCGUCAAGGAGUUCAUCCGCUUCCACCAGAUCCCCAGCCCGCUGCGGCAGCGCCUGGAAGAAUACUUCCAGCACGCCUGGUCCUACACCAACGGCAUUGACAUGAACGCGGUGCUGAAGGGCUUCCCCGAGUGCCUGCAGGCCGACAUCUGCCUACACCUGCACCGCGCGCUGCUGCAGCACUGCCCAGCCUUCCGUGGUGCCAGCAAGGGCUGCCUGCGUGCGCUGGCAGUCAAGUUCAAGACUACGCACGCCCCCCCUGGGGACACACUGGUGCACCUCGGUGACGUGCUCUCCACGCUCUACUUCAUCUCCCGAGGCUCCAUCGAGAUUUUGCGCGAUGACGUGGUCGUGGCCAUCCUAGGAAAGAACGACAUCUUUGGGGAGCCCAUUAGCCUUCAUGCCCGGCCCGGCAAAUCCAGUGCAGAUGUGCGGGCCCUGACCUACUGUGACCUGCACAAGAUCCAGCGGGCAGACCUGCUGGAGGUGCUGGACAUGUACCCUGCGUUUGCAGACAGCUUCUGGAGUAAGCUGGAAGUCACCUUCAACCUGCGGGACGCAGGCGGGGGUCUCCAGUCACCACCCCAACCAGCUCCGGGCAGCCAGGACCACCAAGGCUUCUUCCUCAGUGACAACCAGUCAGCUGCAGCCCCUUCUCUGAGCAUCUCAGAUGCAUCUGGCCUCUGGCCUGAGUUGCUUCAUCAAGUGCCCCCAAGGCCAAGGGACAGCUCCUCAAACCCUCAGGGAGACCCAGACUGCUGGCCUCGGGAGCUAGGCUCCAGGCUAGAACAGCUCCAGGCCCAGAUGAGCAGGUUGGAGUCCCGUAUGUCCUCAGACCUCAGCCGCAUCCUACAGCUCCUUCAGCAGCCCCCGCCCCAGGGCCACACUGGCUACAUUCUAGGAGUCCCUACCUCCAAUGACCUGGCCUUGUUUCCUGUGGCCUCAGCCACUCAGAGCCCAGGAACUAGGCUGCUCCAGGGUGGUCUGCCCCCUGCACAGGUCCCAAGCUGUGGUGACUUGAACAAGUGUAGGCUGAAGAGAAAGAACUCCUCCAGGGUGCCUCCCCUGGUCAUGACAACAGACAAAAUUCUCACAAUGUCCUCAGAACAGGAGCAGUCUGAGGGGCUUCUGUCACCCCUGGCCUCACCUCUGCAUCCCCUGGAGGACCCAAGGUUAGUGAGACCUCCUGUGAACCGGCUGGAGAUGAAAGUGUCCUCAGCAGUGGACACAUCAGAACACAGAGCUCCAGCCCUCAGCCACUCUGCUCCUCGUGGUUCUUUGAUGACCUUUGGGAUCCUAGAGGGCAGUGGGAUGUCUCAUAGCUAAUAAAGUCUGCACAUUUCA
Messenger RNA from Suricata suricatta (meerkat), 2693 nucleotides. It is a transcript of the gene KCNH6, whose product is annotated as potassium voltage-gated channel subfamily H member 6. Gene Ontology annotation, cellular component: membrane. NCBI's taxonomy places the organism in Eukaryota, Metazoa, Chordata, Mammalia, Carnivora, Herpestidae. Gene Ontology annotation, biological process: regulation of ventricular cardiac muscle cell membrane repolarization; membrane repolarization during action potential; regulation of heart rate by cardiac conduction. The coding region runs from base 129 to 2675 and encodes 848 amino acids. The transcript has 13 exons. Gene Ontology annotation, molecular function: inward rectifier potassium channel activity. The record is from RefSeq and is a predicted model, not a curated record.